This is a messenger RNA of Cryptomeria japonica (Japanese cedar), 998 nucleotides long. Its product is annotated as basic helix-loop-helix protein A. Gene Ontology annotation, molecular function: protein dimerization activity. The coding region runs from base 29 to 787 and encodes 252 amino acids. The transcript has 3 exons. Lineage: Eukaryota; Viridiplantae; Streptophyta; Pinopsida; Cupressales; Cupressaceae. The record is from RefSeq and is a predicted model, not a curated record.
GAAAAAAACACUGUCACGCUUACCAUUCAUGGAGCAAAAUCUGGAUAUCAGUUCUGUGCAGACAGGAUAUGAAAAUUAUUUGGAUAAUACCACUUAUUGUGUCUCUCCAGAAUAUCAAGAUUUACAUUUCUUAUUGUCCUCGCCAUCUAGUUCCAAUCUGUUAUCAGAUAAUACCACUGUAGAAUUAGACACCAUUGAUAACAAUUUUACUUCUUUGUGGCCUGAAUUCCAUUUCCACUCCUCUCAAACCCCCACUUCUUCAGAUAACCAGGUACCACAAGAAUCUUUCACUGAGUCAUCUUACAAUGAAUCUCAGAUUCCCUCUUCCAACUCCUUUUUAGAGCCAAAACAGUUCUUGAAUUCAGCCAUUCCAUCCCUGAAUAGUCCGAGUGCUUUUCUAGAAUGGAAGAAUUAUAGGCCUCCUUUGGGCCCCCAGCAGCCCAGAAAAUCCCAGUCCUUACAUAAGCGUUGCAUGCGUUUCUUGAAUUGCCUGAACGAUCAUAAAAUCAAUUUAUUAAAUACCAGCAAGAGUGAAAAAUCUGGAAUAAGUAUUAACCAUGAAAUUUACGACAAGCUGGCCAUUCAUCAUGUGAUAGCGGAACGUAAGCGGAGAGGAGAGAUAAAUGAUACAAUUUCUGCCCUCUAUGCACUUCUACCAAAGUGUCCCAAGAAGAGCAAAUCUACAGUGCUCCUGCAUACGAUAGAUUAUGUCAAUCAUUUGAAGCAGCGAGUAGAACUACUGGAGAGGAGGAAUCAGGAGCUGGAAGCAAUUUUCCAUCAAAAUUGACUAUAUCCAUACCAUAGCAGUUAAUAGUAUUACAGUUUGUUAAUAAUAAUUGUAAUUUCCUCAUCUGGACUAAAACCAACACCACAAGUUACUGCCGCUUAGUAGCAAGCUCCAUAAAUAAAUAUGUUUCCACUAAUUACUAUGAAUUAUCCUGGACUUGUCCAAAUAUUUUUCCUGUAAAUAAAAAUCAGUUAAGGAGAUCAUCAGUUCC